Molecule: messenger RNA, 2576 nt
Organism: Vollenhovia emeryi
Lineage: Eukaryota; Metazoa; Arthropoda; Insecta; Hymenoptera; Formicidae
Product: coiled-coil domain-containing protein 13
Exons: 11
Coding region: 1-1734 (577 amino acids)
Biological process (GO): non-motile cilium assembly; cytoplasmic microtubule organization
Cellular component (GO): centriolar satellite
Source: RefSeq, a predicted model, not a curated record
AUGACAGACGGCAAGCUGGAGGCAAAAGAUUCUCUCGAUAAUGAAAAUAUGUCGUCAACUAAACUUAUCGAGAAAGAAGUCUCCGAACGUAUCAUAUUUCCAGAGGAGUUAAAUACAUUCUUGCAGAACCAAAUUCGUGAAUUAACGACGGAGAAUGAACGUUUACGACGAGCAUUUGAGCAAACGGAGGAGAAGUUGCGAAAAUUGUCGCGAGGAAAACAGAAUUUGCAAAAUGCAACGACGGCCGAACCAGCCACAACGAAGCUAAUCGAACUUAGCAAGAAAUAUAGGGAUCGAACCGCCGAAGUGGAAGCACUGAAAACGAAAUGCAAGAAUUUGGAAGCCACUCUGGUCAUCAAAGACGAAAAUUUAGAACGCCAAAGAACGGAAUUGCAACAAACUCUCAAAUCUGAAACAUGCAAGGACUCCGGCGAUAGCAAAGUUGACGAGGAACGAAUUAAAUGCUUGAAGAACAAGUUGCAACGGGCCCAAGCGAAGCUUUGUGAAUCCAGAAACACGUGUGCCGUUCUUAAGCAAGAGAUUAAUAAAGCACAGAAGUUAUUGUGCAGCGAAGUGGGUGAAAAUAUCAACAUCAGUGCGCUGUCGAGUAUACCUGGCGGUUGGCGUGGACGAGCUGAACAAAUCCGAAAUCUGCAACAGAAAUUGGCGGAGCUACAGAUGAAAUUGUUCGAAAACGAAAGAUCUCAAAAAGAAUCUUCCGAUCGGCAAAAUUUGGUAUGUCUCCGAAAUAUUGAAAAAGAAAGACGACAACAAAUAGAAAAUACAGCGAAAGAGCUGAGGCAAGCGGAAGUAGCGUUGGAGGCUUCAAAAAGAAAACUCGAAGCUUCCAAGGCGAGAAUAAAAGUAUUGGAACAAGAAUUGAAUAUCGCGAAGGGAAACAUUGUGAUGUUAAAUGAGAAAAAAUCUCACGACAAUCGUCUCAUUGACACGCUUAACGCACGAUUGAAGAUUUCCGAAGCGAGGUAUCAAGAUCAAGAAAUGGAAGUGCAAAGUAGGGAAUACAAAAUCGAACGAGAGAACGCUAAUAUCAAGAAUGAGUUGCGAGCAGCGCAGUUGCAUGUGGAACGAUUACGCAGGAGAUUGGAGGAACGCGAGAUCGAGAUUGACAAAUUGAGAAACGGUAUGCUGUCGGAUGAAUCUUUGAAGUACCGAAACUCGCUUCAUCCAGAUUUUCGAUCAACUGAAGAGCGGCAGAUCAGUCCAGGUGCUAGUCCUCGAAGCUUAGGCGAACCGAAUGAAUAUGUAACCUUGGCUCUAGCUGCUGAAGCCGAACGCGUGAGACUGUUAGAAUUAGUAACAUUACUUAAUCAACGAGUGGACAAGGAAAGGAACGAAGCUGAUGCACUUACAGAAUUGCUGCGUAAGGAAAAGAAUAAGUGUACGAAAUUAGAAUUAAAAUUGCGAGAUUCGGAAAAAGAGAGAGUGGGGCUUGCUAAAGUGGAUACAGGAUACAGAGCAAGAUUUUGCGCAAAAUCGAUGUCGAAUAUACGAACGGAGGAAGAAAUCACUAACCCCGAUGAAAUUCGUUAUAAAAUCGAAUUACUAGAAGAGGAGUGUCUCGCAUUGAAGGCCAGAUUAGAUACCGUGCAGCAGGAUAAAGCAUCAGAUCUUGCAAUGUACAAGCGAAUGCUCGAUCAAGCUAGGAAGACUUUCAAAGACGCGUGCAGAAACAAACUAGCUGCCGGUGGAAGUCGCUCCACGAUAACUGUUUAAACGUGAAGGUACCGCAUGAAGAAACUAAGGAGCGUACGAUCAAUCUGAGACAAACUAGUCCGAGGAAAUCUGAGAGUUUGUGGGGGAAAUGGUUCUACGUUAUAAAUAAAAUAGAACAUUCUUAUAUGAAACAGACGGAACACUCGUUUGCGAUAGGAAUAGAUGUAGCAGCAACAAAGCCGCGGCAUGGUGAUGUAACUGGGACACGAGAUAAGGUGCAACGCCUCCACGUAAACCCGCGUGACACCGUCGGAGUAAAACUCACAGUUUCGUCUCCACCUCGUUCCUCACCAUUCCCCUAACUCCGAUGUUUGCCUCAGCCGACUCGUUUACUUCUGCCAUUGAUAUCGCACGCGGCGGCACCGCGGCCGUAAAUUCAUCCCGCUUUUCGUUACCCAAGAGCAGAAGCGACACGACUCUCAACCUCGUGCUCUAGACUAGAAAUCCGAAAGAUUGCGUUCCUCUCUCGAGGAACACCCAACUGGUAUCUAUACAUCGUGAUGUCAUAUAAAUGGUUAAAAAAAAUAUAUAAAAAUUCAACAUUAACAACUUUCGUAAGUCGCUUUAUUGUAUGAAGCAUAAUUUUGUACAUCGAUAUAAAAUUAUGUGAUUAGAAAAAAAGGAAUAAAUAAAAUUUUACGUCCAAGCGAUCGUUUAUGACCGAACAGGAAUGAUCUGGGAUGCGCGCGACUGUACAUCAAUUUUAUAUUUCAGUUUUAUGAAUCGCCAAAUACGCAAUUAAUGUAUUAUAAAUUUUUAUGGUACUGUUUGGAAAACCAAUCAUUAACUUGCACUGAAGCUUCUCGUGUUCUAUUAAAUAUUGUAUAGUUAAUAUAAUUUAA